AUGAGGAGUCGAGGGCAAUUCAUCCUCUACUUUCUCCUGGCUCUUUGGUCUACCGGCACGAACUUCUCUGAGGCGGGAAUUGCGACUCGAGCUCCCAAAAUCGGACGCCUCAUCCGGGUUGAGCCCUCUGGGAAGGGGGACUUCACGAGGAUACAAGACGCCAUUGAUGCCGUGCCGUCGAACAACUUAGAGCUCGUGUUCAUACGGGUCGAGCCAGGGACGUACCACGAGAAAAUCAUGGUCCCGGUAGACAAGCCUUUCAUAACUCUAAGUGGGAGGAGCGCGUCCAACACGAUCAUCACAGGGAGCGAUAGUGGAGACAUAUUCGGUUCACCCACCGUUUCCAUCCUGGCUUCCAACUUCGUCGGUCGUUAUCUCACAAUUCAGAAUACUUAUGGGUCGGGAGCAAAAGCCGUGGCAUUGAGAGUGUCCGGCGAUAUAGUUACGUUUUUGGCGUGCAGAAUCACAUCUCACCAAGACACAUUGCUUGACCACGUCGGGAGGCAUUACUACAGCAACUGCUACAUCGAAGGUGACGUGGACUUCAUCUUCGGCAAUGCUGCUUCUCUCUUUCGGAAAUGCCAUGUGCAUUCGGUGUCGCGAGGAGGAGGAUUCAUCACGGCCCAACACCGAUCAUCGCCGUCGGAGAACACAGGCUUCGUCUUCUUGGGCUGCACGAUCACGGGCCUCACCAACACUUUCUUGGGCCGACCGUGGGGCCCAUAUUCGAGGGUCGUCUUCGCCCUCUCUUACAUGUCUAGUGCCGUCCUCCCCCAGGGAUGGGAUGACUGGGGCGACGCAUCCAAACAGAGGACGGCCUACUAUGGGCAAUAUGAAUGUUAUGGACCGGGGGCCGACACGUCGAAGAGGGUUCCCUGGUCUCGUGUCCUUACUGGUGAGGAAGUGUCGCCCCUCUUGACAACGGAUAUGGUUGACCAACAAAGCUGGUUCAGAAAUGCUCCAUCUUUGUUCAACUGAGGCUAAUGUCGGUUCAAAGAAUGUUGUCGAAAAUAUUAUAUGUGUGUAUGUAACGAAAAAUUACUUUAAUUUGCUUACAUUGAAAAUA
Messenger RNA from Eucalyptus grandis, 1066 nucleotides. Its product is annotated as putative pectinesterase 11. The record is from RefSeq and is a predicted model, not a curated record. Gene Ontology annotation, molecular function: pectinesterase activity. The transcript is spliced from 4 exons. Gene Ontology annotation, biological process: cell wall modification. Bases 1 to 978 code for a protein of 325 amino acids. Lineage: Eukaryota; Viridiplantae; Streptophyta; Magnoliopsida; Myrtales; Myrtaceae.